Messenger RNA from Anarrhichthys ocellatus (wolf-eel), 2870 nucleotides. It is a transcript of the gene tpd52l1, whose product is annotated as tpd52 like 1. Bases 175 to 1362 code for a protein of 395 amino acids. Gene Ontology annotation, molecular function: DNA binding; DNA topoisomerase type II (double strand cut, ATP-hydrolyzing) activity; ATP binding. The transcript has 11 exons. Lineage: Eukaryota; Metazoa; Chordata; Actinopteri; Perciformes; Anarhichadidae. The record is from RefSeq and is a predicted model, not a curated record. Gene Ontology annotation, biological process: positive regulation of MAP kinase activity; positive regulation of apoptotic signaling pathway. Gene Ontology annotation, cellular component: cytoplasm.
AGUAAGCUUUUGAAUUCAGCAUCAUUGUAAUUGUGUAUUUAUACACUGGUGUUUUGCGACUUUUACUCAAGUAAAAGAUCUGAACACUUCCGCCACCGCGAAACAAAUUUCUUAUUAUGAAUUAAUUUUUCGGAUUUUUCGGAUUUUUCGGAUUAUUUAUUAGUAAACUGAAUAAUGUUGUGUCCGGUGAGGGCACUUUUUUCUAUCAAAGAAUAUGUUCAGUUACUAGUGAAUUAUGCAAAUUGCGAAAGCGCGAGGCCCAUUGGCUCGUGUUCCAAGCUCCGCCUGAAUAAAAAAACUGGCCCAGCGCGUGACACUCAAAAUAACCCGAGGAAACACACGCCGACCCGGAGCCGCUAUCGGCCUGGUGCUGCGCGUGUGUUGCCGUGUGUCUCGUCUCGUCUCAAGAGAUUAUUUGGGAAGUUCUCCCCGGCUCUCGCGCUCAUGGAGACCAGACAACAAGAGUUGUACUCUGGUGUUCUGAGUGAAGCAGUGGUGGACUGGGGCAGCAUGGGACCUGGAGAGGAAUGGGUUAACUCGGCCAAACACCAGGGAGAGCAGGGUAAGACUCGCUCAUAUGGCGACGACUUGGCUCCAGUGGCCCCAAAUGGGGAAAAGCUGACCGAGUGGAGUAAAACUUCCCCAUCAGGGGAUGAUCAGUGGGGUGAGACAUCAAUGUCCCACUCUGACAGCUGGGCCAUGUCCACCACUUGGGAUAUGCAGCUGGACGGCACAGAGAGAGGACACCUCACAGCAGGUUUUUUGGACUCUGAGCCACUGAGAGAGACUGAUGAAGAUAUGGCGUCAGAAGUCCACUUAAACAGCUUGACGGAGGAGGAGAGAGAGGAGAUUCAACAAGAGUUGGCUAAACUGGAGGAGGAGAUCAGUACGCUGAAGCAGGUUUUGACGUCCAAAGAGAAGCAGCACGCGGAGCUCAAACAGAAACUGGGCAUGUCUUCGCUGAACGAGCUCAGAAACAACUUGAGUAGAGGCUGGCACGACGUGCAGACCACCACAGCCUAUAAGAAGACAUCAGAGACGCUGUCCACAGCCGGACAGAAAACCUCGGCUGCCUUCAACACUCUGGGCAGCGCCAUCACCAGGAAGUUUGGGGACAUGAGGUCCAACUCUAUCGGCUACGCUAUCAGACACUCUAUGAGCAUGCCCACCAUGAGAAACUCUCCCAGCUUCAAGUCUUUUGAGGAAAAAGUCGAGACUACAGUGUCCACUAUCAAGACAAAGGUCGGCGGUACGGAGACGGGAGGCAGCUUUGAGGAAGUCCUCUCCUCCGCAGCACACGCUAGCUCUCAGGACACGCCCACCAACAACUUGACGGACAGCUCCUCCGAGAGGCCGUGUUAGAGCCUUCAACCAGGAACUCAUGUCUCAACAUCUACUCAUCUACUCUGACUGAAUUGUUACAGAAUACUUUUGUUUGAUCGUGUUGACGCAAUGAGAUGCUUUUGCGAACAAUCUCGUGUCCGCUUAUUAAGUCUCCUAACACUUGGAUGGAAUUUCCUGCAACCUCAAAUGCUUAUUAGACUGAUAGAAAAUUGAUGCAAUUUCUUGUUUGGACCAAAAAUGUAACGUAAAUAUUCUAAAGCGACAGCUCCCGAAGGGGAGACGCAGAUAAGCCUUAGUUAGAAUGAGCAGAUUCCAGGUCAGCUCCGGAACUAAAACCCUGUAAUUCUGGCCUGUGUUUCUUCAUCUCGCGGUUUGGCUCAUGUACAGGAGUCGCCCUCUCCUCUCGAGUGAGGAAACAAACCUGUCAAAAUUAAAGCUUGAGUUCUUCAGACUCAAAAUGAGAGUUUAUUGAUUCCUUCAUUUAAUGCGGAGAUUUGACUUGAUAGCCAUGUUGGUGCAGAAUCAAAACUCUACAUGACUUCAUACCAAAAACUACAUUUUUAGGUUAUUUUUAGAAAUACAGUUAAAGUGUUUGUAUAAAAAUCAACUAUGUUACAUUGUACUAAAACAUUAAAAUAUAUAUAUAUCCCUAUCCCAUAUCGAUGUAAUCCACCCAGAAGUCCUGGGUGGAUUUGUAAACUCGUAUAAAUGAUUUUACACUAAGACAGAUUUUGUUAUGGCACCUCACAAAAAUAUUGUGUGGGCAGACUUUGCAAAUAGAGCCAGUCCUACUACUUUUUUAAAUCACAGCUGACACAUUUUCAGUUCGGGCCGGGCCCUAUUUGAAUGCCGAGUCUUACUUAUGGCAUGUUGAGUGAGUCUGUGCAUUCACACCAUAUAAGACUAACGAGUCUAUAGGAAGAAGUGAAACACUGACUGCAUGGCUGACUAGAAAGAUGUGAUGUCGUGCAACAUCGGAUUAUUCCCUUCUCACAAUUGAGUCUAAUGCUGGAAAUAAAAACACGGUUUUCUCCAAAAUUUAAACUGCUGAUAUUCAUGUUUUUAACCUUGUUCUGAACUGCUGUAGUUCACAUUAGUGCUGGAUUCACACGCAGGUGUAAAACAUGACAUCGUAACUCUAAAAUGGUCCAGAUAAGGUGAAGGCCUGUUGGCUGUGUAACUAAUACACAGUGAAAUAUGAAUAUGACUUCAUACUGCUGCUUGAUGUUGCUUCAGAAGCACAGAUCUGAUUUUUAACUCUUCUUGGUGCAGAACUAAUCUGAUUAAUGCUGAAAUCCGUCAUUUUUUACUGCUCGUUAUGAAAAGAUUGGUGCCACGAAACACAAAGUCAAAUGUAAUGUUUGAGUAAAAACAUCCUGUUUUUCUUUAACGAGUCGUUCCGUUUUCAAAAUACAAACUGUUCUGUUUCUGCUUUUGUCUUUCAUGUUAUAAGAUCUUAUUUUCUUUGCUGUGGUUUCAGAAGAUACGAUGAGAAGAAAUGUUUAAUAAAAAUCACGUUGACGCAU